AAAUAGAUAGAUUAGAUAAAGAUAGAACAAAUUGUAGGACACUAAAGCUUAUAUAUUACAGCAGUAGGGAAAUGCAAUCAUUAGGUGAAAGGGAAGGUGCUGCAGAUCAGUAAAACAGUGCUGUGGAUGUAUAUACUGUACUUGUGCUGGAGUAGUAACUGGUGCAAAUUAACACCUUUUUGGUAUGUAAGCAGGCUCACAGGAACUCAGAGCACACUCUGGAUAAUGAUGCUGAAGUGCAAGGACAUGGAAAGGUCUGCCUGACAUUUAUGAAUGACCAGCUGCUAAGGGGGUGCUAUUAGUACUGUACUCCCACGAAGAGCCUGAACUGGAUUUUUUUUAAUCCUCCUUGGGAGACAAACUCAACUAAGCCAUUGAUGAAACAAAGAAUCAAUGCAUGUCUUCUGAUUCUGGGUAUUUAACUAGAGACCUGUCCAUGUUUCAUUGAUUCUUCAUUUGCUGCUGUUGUUCACUGAUUCCUACAUCACAGCGGGGCCACAGGGAUGCUGCAAACUCUGUGGGAGAUACUGUGUGCCUGGUGAAGAAACAUCUUGUUACUUUUUUUUUUUUUGCUUUUCUAAAUGGAUUUAUGUCCAGAAAACUUAUUCCCUUGAAGUGCAUAACUUCAUUUUCUGGCUGCUGUGCAGCAUAUGCUCAGAGCUCAUUUUCACCCUAUUCCGUCCAAGAGGAACUUCAUAUGUCUACAAAAAUGAAUGUCACUAAAGAGACAGACACCAUUACUUGUAACAAUGUUCUAUGGCUCAGCAGUUACUGUGCAAUGGACCCAAACUCGUCUUCUGCAGCUGAGGCCCAGAACCCUUUCCAGCUCCCCACGUUUUCUCCAGCCGCUAAGGCGCGUGUAAUCAUCACUUUUGUCAUAUUUGCCUUGUCGGCCUGCUGCAAUUUGGCAGUGGUGUGGGCCACCUCCAAUACCAGCCACAAAAAGAGGUCUCAUGUUCGGAUCCUCAUACUAAACCUCACUACAGCAGACCUACUGGUGACAUUUAUUGUCAUGCCACUGGAUGCCAUUUGGAAUAUUACCGUGCAGUGGCAAGCGGGAGACAUAGCCUGUCGGAUACUUAUGUUUCUAAAGCUCCUCUCUAUGUACUCUUGUGCUUUUGUCACUGUGGUGAUCAGUGUGGACAGGCAGUCUGCCAUUUUAAACCCACUGGGCAUCAGUGAGGCCAAGAAGAAGAACAAGAUAAUGCUGUCCUUGGCCUGGCUAAUGAGCAUUCUCCUAUCACUGCCACAGCUGUUUCUGUUUCAUACAGUCACCAUCACCGAGCCUCAGAAUUUCACCCAAUGUACCACCAGAGGCAGCUUUCAGGAGCACUGGCAAGAAACUGUCUACAACAUGGUGAGCUUCAUCUGCCUCUUCCUCCUCCCACUGCUGAUCAUGAUUUCCUGCUACUCAAGAAUUCUGAUAGAGAUCUCCAGGCGAAUGAGCAAGGGAGCAUUAUCUUCAAAGAAAGUUUAUCUUCGGCGUUCUAAGAACAACAUCCCCAAAGCUCGCAUGAGAACACUAAAGAUGAGCAUUGUUAUUGUCAGUUCAUUCAUAAUCUGUUGGACACCCUACUAUCUACUGGGCUUAUGGUACUGGUUUUAUCCUAAGGCAAUGGAGGAAAAGGUUUCACAGUCUAUAACCCACAUUCUUUUUAUCUUUGGCCUGGUGAAUGCUUGCUUGGAUCCUAUUACUUAUGGACUAUUCACCAUACAUUUUCGGAAAGGCAUUCAUCGCUACUGUAGAGGUGGUAGGCCCUCAGACUUUGAUUCCAGUUCUUCUGUAACUGGGUCUUUCCGUUGCUCAAUGUCCUCAUUUCGUGCUAAGAAGAUCAUUUUGAACCAGGAAUUACAAGUAAUGCAGGGCUUCAAUGGCUCGUCAAAUAACUCAGUGUUCAGGACAAAUGGACUGAACAGUAGUUGCUUAUAAGAUAAUGGACAAAUGGACAGCAGUAACGUGUUUUCAUAUAGAGAAGCACUAUAUACUUCAUUCAUUUGAACAUUUCCCAAUUUCUGCGGCAUGUCUGUUUAAGCCCCUUUAUUGCAGACUCUUUUUUAAAUUACGGAGGUGCAACUUUUUCCCAUCUUGUGCUAUGAUUUUUUCAUGUAGAUGCAAUGCAAGGUGCAAUAUACUAAUUUGUCCUGAUCUCUGAGGCAGAUCCUUAGGUUGAUUUGGCAACAUUCAUGGUAGGCUAAUAGAACAGAUUAUUGGUCAGCAAUUCCGAUUUGAAAAUCAAACAGUUUGAGGCCCACACUUGGAUCAGUAGUUUGGUUAUUUAACUCUAGUUAAAUGUAUGGCCUAAAACAUGAAUGAAGAUUGUAAAUGGGUAUAUGUAACUUAUUGUUAAAGAUAUAGAUAUGUGGGAUUUUUUUAAAAAAAAAAAAAGUAUUACAAUAAGCAGACAUUCAUAUUAAAGGGCAGUUUGCUAACCCCUUUGAAAGCAGAUAUUAUA
Molecule: messenger RNA, 2453 nt
Organism: Xenopus laevis (African clawed frog)
Lineage: Eukaryota; Metazoa; Chordata; Amphibia; Anura; Pipidae
Gene: gnrhr2.S
Product: gonadotropin releasing hormone receptor 2 (pseudogene) S homeolog
Exons: 4
Coding region: 590-1930 (446 amino acids)
Source: RefSeq, a predicted model, not a curated record